Messenger RNA from Pediculus humanus corporis (human body louse), 219 nucleotides. RefSeq lists its product as uncharacterized. The transcript has 3 exons. The record is from RefSeq and is a predicted model, not a curated record. The coding region runs from base 1 to 219 and encodes 72 amino acids. NCBI's taxonomy places the organism in Eukaryota, Metazoa, Arthropoda, Insecta, Psocodea, Pediculidae.
AUGAGAACUGCGGGUGCUCCGAGCGGUGCCAAAUCACCCGGAAAUACAAGUACAAGCGGAAUUACCGGAUCACCAGGAGUAUCAAUGCCGGCUGAAGCAAAAACUCCACCGACUUUACAAAAUAAACAAAUGCAAAAAGAUCAUCCCUCGGUAAGCAAAAGAUUACGAAGGAGGAAAAUUCUGGAAAAAAUGAAAAUUAUGCGACAAUGUGAGAGUUAG